Molecule: messenger RNA, 2625 nt
Organism: Trypanosoma theileri
Lineage: Eukaryota; Euglenozoa; Kinetoplastea; Trypanosomatida; Trypanosomatidae
Exons: 1
Coding region: 1-2625 (874 amino acids)
Source: RefSeq, a predicted model, not a curated record
AUGGCACUCACACAACCUUUAUCUGACCUUGCGUCACAUGCUAAUGCUUUGAAAGUAGUUCGUUUUGACCUCUUGGACAUACUUUGCGAGCAAAAGGCGGUUUUAUUGGCCUUGGAGGCAGAACGACAGAAGUUUAUCCUGCAUACCACUCAUGCACGUGUUCUUGCAUGCUUGCUAGAGAACGAGAAGCUGUUUCAGCAACUGUAUCUCCAAAAAAUUGAUCUCUUCACUGAUUCUAAAUCUAAACAUCGUGUAAUCCAUCAUCAUCAUCAUCUUCAUCAUCCUCAUCAUCAUAUAUCUCAUCACAAAAGUGGUUCUCAGAGAAGUGUAGUAGCCCAUUUGGAGAUAUUGUCACCUCUAAGACGUUUGGAUGCCGGUAAACACGAAGGCGUUGACAAUUCUCUACAUCCUAUGAAAGAUGGAAUGGAUGUUCUUGUGGUUCCACUUAACUCUGAAUUUGAAAUUGAGUGUUCCCUUGUUCUUCAUGAUGAUGGAGAUAACAGUGAUAAGCUAUGGAAAGAGCAGCAAAAACGAUGUAUGGAUGGUAUACACAGUAUACCAUUUAUUUUAACCUAUAUAUCCGGUGACGCAUCAUUAUCUGAUGAGAGCAAUACUCUUGCUUAUGCCCAAUGUAGAAGAAGAAAUGGUACUGGUAUACAAAUUGUACGAUUUUCACGUAUUUCACUUCAUCUUGCCAAGGCAAGUUCUCAUCAUGUUCUUCUUGUCACUCAUCCCCGCACACAGUACUGUGUUAUUCAACCCUUGGAAGUUCCUAUUUUAACUCUGGCACCACCAGUUAUUACCAUUGAGGAGCUACAGUAUAUUGAUGUAAAAGAUAAAAGUAUUCAAAUGCCUGCUCAAAUAAGUGAUAUGGAGUUACGUUUACGAGUUUCUGUUAAAACAGAUGAUAAUAUUUCAUGCAUAGUGCUUACCUGUCAUGAACAGCAUCGAAAUGGACAGAAAUUCUAUGUUGGGAUAUGUGAGAUACGAGAUGAAGAAUGUAAAGAAUAUCGUAUUGAGGAUGGUCACUGGUGUUUUCAUCAUCAAAUGCCGAUGAGAACUAGUGGAACUCUUGAUUCCGAUGGGCGAAUGGUACUUUUGGCAGAAGUAACAUUGUCAUCUAUGCAACAUCAUGUAUUUAAAGAAACAUUUCAAGUUUCACCUUAUAGAAGGAGAAAACCUAGUUUUCAGAGACGAGCUUUGUCUGCUGAAACAUUACUACCAAAGGAAAUUUCUAUGCAAAAAUCGUUUGCAAGUUCUGAUAUUAAAAAAAAUUGGAUAUCAGGCGAUUCAGAAAAGUAUAGAGAUACUAAUAAUCAAGAAGAUGCCAUGGGAAAGAGUUCAUCACGUUUUCCUCCUGAUGUGUCAACCGCUACAUCAGACGUAAAUAUUCAAAAUAACUCUACUGGAGGAAAUGAAGAUGCUGUACAAGUCUCUACUGGAAAAACAAAUGAAAAUAAAAGGAAUGCUUUAUUAAGUUCCUUUAUCCUUGGUGAUUAUGGUCUACUUGCUGUUACUUCCAGAAAUGGUAAUUCCGUUGGUCAUAAAAUACCCCAUCUUGUUUGGUUUACUCACUCUACAACUAAUGCUAUACGCAGUGAUACUUAUGUUUCUAUUAAAGGACUACACGAGAGAAUGCUCCAAGUAACCACUAAUACUUGCAGUUCUGAUUCUCAACUACGAGAUUCAGAAUGGAGAUUGGAGCCCUGUUGCGAUACUUCUCGAAAAUGGCUGUUGCAGAAUCCACGUGGUGGUUCUAUAGUUCUCUCAUCAAAUAAAAAUCAAACCCAUUCUCUUGAGUCAUGUUGCUUUUGUUGUUUCUUUCCACCUGCAUUAAAUUCUCCUACUAAUGAAGAUGUCAUUGCCGAACAAUUCUUCGUCGAAGGUUUGCAGUAUCUCGUGCAACGAUGGACUUCUGGUACGAUCCUCUGCACAGAUUCUAUGGGUCAAUCGCGUGUGCUUGUUAACGACAGUGUUGCUAUUUCUCUGUGGAAACCAGGAGAUGAAGAAGAUACCAAUCUUUUGGUAUUUGCCCAUCGUGGACGUCGCUUUUCUGUAUACUCAUUAAGUGAUCAGGCAGUAGUUUUACAUUCUAAUCUUCAAGCGACGGAUGAUCAUAUUGAUAUUCCGGAUGUAAAGGAGUAUCGUGGUAUUACUCCAGUGCUUGGUGGGAAUUCAGUGGUGUUGUGGAGUUCCUUGGCAGUGGAGUUAUUUUCACAUGCACCUACGUGGACACGACGACUUCUUUACAAAAUGGAAUUUAAAAAUACUGUUGUUAUCUUGGCACUCUGCUCUGCGCAAAAUAUAUCAGGAGUAGAAAGUGAUAAAAACAAAUCUACUUCAAUGGUUUCAUUUCUACUUUUAUCUGAUGGUAAUAUACUGGGACUUUCACUAGACGGCAAUACUCAACUAAUUGGGCGUUUACCUUCUGAUGAAUCUAUUUCUUCACCGUCUCCAUCAUCAUCUUCUUCUUCUUCUUCAUAUUCGUUGGGCAUUUUGACUGUAUCCCACUUGACUUGUCUCUCUAAACUCACAAUGCGACACGUGAUAUUAAAUGAAAAAUCUGCUAUUUGUGUCUGUGGAUUUUCGGAGGACCACAUUUUGCGACGUGCUUACGUAUCUUAA